AUGUCGGGUGAUACAUACUUCCGCCGUGCCAUUGAUUGGAUGUACGGCGACACGGCUUACCUGCAGAAGAUGCCAAGCCCGGAGAUUGGCGAAAAACACAUUAAUGAACUUCUUGGUCGCCAUCCUUUUCACCCAUUUGAUCCGGAAAUGAAACCAGACCAUCCCUGCUACAAUGCAAACGCCAUUUUUUACAACUGCAUGACUGCAGACCACGUUGAAGGGUAUGAGCUUCACAUGAAGCACGUGAGUUGUUACUUUCCAUACAAGACCGACCUAAUGAAGUGCCUUUCAGGGGAGAAGCGUCGGGCUCGCGCAGCGGCCUGCCAAGACGCAACAGAGCAGCCAAAUGGUUGA
This is a messenger RNA of Trypanosoma cruzi, 354 nucleotides long. RefSeq lists its product as uncharacterized. The transcript has a single exon. The coding region runs from base 1 to 354 and encodes 117 amino acids. Lineage: Eukaryota; Euglenozoa; Kinetoplastea; Trypanosomatida; Trypanosomatidae. The record is from RefSeq and is a predicted model, not a curated record.